Setaria italica (foxtail millet) is the source of this 1894-nucleotide messenger RNA. RefSeq lists its product as uncharacterized. The record is from RefSeq and is a predicted model, not a curated record. The transcript is spliced from 11 exons. The coding region runs from base 41 to 1396 and encodes 451 amino acids. Lineage: Eukaryota; Viridiplantae; Streptophyta; Magnoliopsida; Poales; Poaceae.
GGGCGGUUGGUUCGUUCACUAGCUUGCUGCGGCCGCGGCGAUGGCGGCCACCGCCUGUUUCUGCUCGAGCCCCCUCGCGUGGGCGCGGCCUCGCGACGCUCCCGCUCCCGCCCCGCGCGUCGGCUGGUGUCGCGCGUACGCCCCCACGGUCGUGGUCGCGGCGUCUGACGCGGCGUUCCACCCGGACGUGUCCCGCGCGGCGGAGUCGCUGCAGGCGGAGUUCCGCGCCGUCGACCGCGCCCUCGCCCUCAACUCUUCCCGCGUCGCGGCCGCCUUUCGCCGCGCUCGCGUCGCGCCGCACCAUUUCGGCGGGUCGACGGGGUACGGCCACGACGACGGCGGCGGCCGGGAGGCGCUGGACGCCGUCUUCGCCGAAAUCGUUGGCGCCGAGGCCGCCAUUGUGCGCCCCCAGUUCUUCUCCGGCACGCACGCCAUUGCCUGUGCACUGUUUGCGCUUCUGAGGCCUGGGCAUGAGCUCCUGGCGGUUGCUGGGCCUCCGUACGACACCUUAGAGGAGGUGAUUGGGAUAAGGGGGUCGGCCAACGUAGGAUCACUCAAGGACUUUGGAGUGGCGUACCGAGAAGCUCCGCUCGCAGCAGAUGGUGGCCUUGAUUGGGAAGCCCUUGCUUGUGCCAUCAGACCAGAAACUGGAUGUGCCUUCAUACAGAGAUCUUGUGGGUACUCAUGGCGCAAGAGCUUAAGCGUAGCAGAUAUUCAGAGAGCUAUAAGUUUGAUCAAGAUGCAAAAUCCAAACUGCAUGGUGAUGGUUGACAAUUGCUAUGGUGAAUUCGUUGAGACAUCCGAACCUGCAAUGGUGGGAGCAGACUUGAUUGCUGGUAGUUUAAUAAAGAAUCCGGGUGGAACUAUUGCGCCUUGUGGUGGUUAUGUUGCUGGGAAGAAACAUUUGGUUGAAGCAGCUGCAGCUCGCCUAUCUGCACCUGGCCUUGGGGUGGAAUUUGGGUCAACACCUGGCCAUGUUAUGCGUUCACUGUUUCAAGGCUUGUUUCUUGCUCCACAAAUGGUUGGAGAAGCAAUAAAAGGAGGUUUGCUAAUUGCGGAAGUCAUGUCAGCCAAAGGCUACAGAGUUCAACCGCUUCCAAGGGUUCCUCGCCAUGAUAUUGUGCAGGCAGUGGAGCUUGGCAACAGGGACAGACUCAUAGCAUUCUGUGAAGUGGUACAGCAAACUUGCCCAGUAGGAUCUUUUGUUAAACCAACUGCUGGGGAAACUCCUGGUUAUGCUUCAGAGGUCAUUUUUGCCGACGGGACAUUCAUAGAUGGAAGCACAAGUGAACUAUCAUGUGAUGGACCCUUGAGAGAUCCAUAUGCUGUCUUCUGCCAGAAACGUACUGGUGCAGGGAGGAACACAUUGGACACAGUGGGCACUUGUCCUCACUGAAGUUCUGAAGGUCAUAUAACUGUGCGGUCCACGUUUCUGGAAUGGACAGGCCCUUUUCCUAACUAUACUUUGAUUACUGGGAACUCGAUAUUGGUUGAACUGAUUACCUGGUAAUCUUCAUUAUUUGUUACUUUAAACUUACCUUCAGUUCUGCUGUAAUUUCCACUAUCUGUACAUCUUCAGGUUAUCAACAGAUCUGUUUCAAGUGGGAUUCAUGGCUUAAUUGUUGAAACCAUGUUGACAGAUCGGAGGGGAAGUAGUGGCAGAUAGAAUAGACUCUUUCGAAGGUUUAGUGGCAAAGUUUUGCAACUUGAUUUUUUUAAUGGCAGAUUGAGUUAGGUCGAAAUAGGGGCAAAUAUGCAAUUAGCCUUUUUUCCCCCUCUUAAGAUUGGCCAUGAAACAAAUAUGUACCAAAAUACUAGGAGAUCAUACUCUUCACUUUCCUUUCUACAGAAUGUAGGGCAACGAAGUAUUUGUAAAUGCAAUCAGAGACAGAUA